Xylaria bambusicola is the source of this 1389-nucleotide messenger RNA. RefSeq names its product 3-oxoacyl-reductase. Gene Ontology annotation, molecular function: oxidoreductase activity, acting on the CH-OH group of donors, NAD or NADP as acceptor. The transcript has 3 exons. NCBI's taxonomy places the organism in Eukaryota, Fungi, Ascomycota, Sordariomycetes, Xylariales, Xylariaceae. The coding region runs from base 383 to 1159 and encodes 258 amino acids. The record is from RefSeq and is a predicted model, not a curated record.
CCUAUCUCGCCUACAUACAUAGAUAGAUGCACGAUCAUGUAAGUUAUACCUACUUAUAUAAACACAUAUCUCUUGGUCUUCAGGUGGUUAGCCCACCGUGGGCUUUUUUGGGCAGACGAAGACCGAGAACACUCUGUAGUGUCGGCUGAGGUAAUUCAAACGGUUUUCAAACGUUAGCUAUCUCCCUGGAUACAUAGCUAGAUAGCUAUCUACAGUAGACUGGCGUUGAGAAGAGGGGUAGUUGUAGUUAACUUACAAGUCGUCUUCUCGGUAAAGCACUCCCGAGGUCACUAUAUCUUGCGUAUAAAUAUCCUCGAUCAGGCUUGAUAGUAGAAUAGAAGACCAGAAUCGACUUAUUGCUAUUACAUUCAUUGUCGUCACCAUGAAGCCAGUUGACAAUAGGAUUUCCGGCCGCUUGGCACUGAUUACAGGCGCUUCUGGAGGGAUCGGCGCCGCGGCUUCUCGCACCCUCUGGGCUGAAGGCUGCUCACUAGCUUUAACUGGAUACAGCAAGUUCCAAGUCGUUGAGGAUUUAGUCAAAGAGCUAGAGUCAAAGCCUACUGUCGAAGGCCAGAAAAUUACCGCCUAUCAAGUUGAUACAGGCGACGCUGCCGCCCUUGAGAAGCUGUUUCAGGACAUCAAGAAGAACCAUGGACAAGAUGGACCUGAUAUUUUAGUCUCGAAUGCCGGUUAUGGAAAGCGUCUCCCCGGAAUCCUAGACGUGAGCAUUGAGGAAUGGGACUAUACGCUCAAUAUCAACCUACGAGCGUCUUUCAUCCUAUCUAAGCUCAGUAUCCCACAUAUGGAAGCUCAAGGGUGGGGGCGCAUCGUUUUUGUUUCCUCCAUAGCGGCCAUUGGUGGUGGCAUAAAUGCUUGCCAUUAUGCCGCAUCAAAGGCCGGAUUAUCAGGAAUGAUGAAAAACUUAGCAAAUAAGCAUGCAGCAGCUGGUAUCACGGUGAACGAUGUGGCACCCGCGAUGAUAGGAGACACAGGAAUGAUUCCAGAUUCAAAGAUGCUGGAGGGAACUCCCGGUGACGUGAGGAAAAUCCCAGUAGGGAGGUUAGGGACGCCAGAUGAGUGUGCCGGGGUUAUUAAGAUGUUAUGUAACACGGGCUACUUGACGGGGCAGUCCAUACUAUUGAGCGGUGGCUUGAAAUGAUCCUGGCAUAUGGAGCGUUUUAGGCACAAUUAACCUUGAAAACAUACAAGAAAAUAUCAUCCCACUUGGCUUGUGUACAUCAGUAUACCUCCUAUGGUGUCCAACGACAGGGCAGAGACUGGACAACCCCGCGUACAAGUCCGAAGAGGUACCCUAGCAAUUACGUGAUUCGGGGGUUAAAAAGCGGAUCCCGGAGCUGUACCGGUGCCGAAUAGAUUAGGCGGCUCUCA